CGAACGUCGCACUUCGUUAAAUUCUUAGUUUUCACGAGAAGAAAGUGUGUUUACGAUGGCUUCUGGUGAAGCACCCCCACCAUAUGGAGAAUAUUCACAGCCGCCUCCCCCAGCCUACCCACAGCAGGCAGCCUACCCGCAACAGGCAGCCUACCCGCAGCAGGCAGCUUACCCUCCGCAAUAUGCAAGUAGCCAGCAAAGCACGGUAGUAAUAGCGCAGCCGGUGGCUGCAACUGCGAUCAUCACAACUCAAAGUUUUAGAGAAGUGCCAAUAUCUACAACAUGUCAACAUUGUAACCAGCGGAUCGUCACUCACGUGAACUACGAGAUCGGGACAAUGGCAUGGCUUGUCUGUUUUAUUCUUUGGUUCGUCGGAUGUUGGUGUAUUUGCUGUAUUCCGUUCUGCAUUGACAGCUGUAAGGAUGCCGUUCACACAUUGUCCUAACUAAUUGUAACAACCACCUUGGUACCUACACUCGAAUGUGACCAGCCUCACUCCACCGGAAGAACGCUUACUACAUCGCGACUACUUAUUUACUACGGUCCUCAUGUUCCAACAACAAAACAUUUCGUUGGCAUUUUAAUUUACAAUGCGCCCUCUAUGGUGUUCAUAAUUUAUGCUCACAUAUACGUACUGCAAGAUGUUGUCUACGGUAUUUGUAGUUAUUGUUAUAUUGUCAGAAUAAUAGUACAAAAUAAAACCGCCUCAGUCCAGAUAUUUUGAAGAAAAAAAUUUACCUGAAACAAACUUUUUUGGUUGGGCCUUAUAUUUCAUCUCGCAAUAACACUGCAUGGCGAUACCGUAGGGUUUUAAAAUCACAGUAACACAUAGUCUAUCUUCAUCGUGUUAAAAUCAAAUAAUCAGAAACAAAAUCUACCUACAGUUAUCCAUACACAUAUUUCUUGACUAACCGUAUGUAUUAUGUAUUACUGUCAAACGAACAGUCGUAUUUUUAUAUAUGUUUUGAAUGAUGUUAUUUCUACUUUUUAGCUUGUUUUUUUUGUAUCUCACCUGUAUUUGAUUUUGAUAGUACCCCUCCCCCAUAUUUUUGUGGGAGAACUGUACUUAUAUACCUACUGUUAGAACCGAGGAACUGGGGUUGUCAUCACAACAAUGCAAAUAUGUACGAUCAUAUCAUUCUGUUAUUCGAAUGUAUAAAGGCGAUAGUAAUAUGUUAUAUAUUCAAAUUACAAUUUUAUCAAUAUUACAGUCAACCUGCAAAUUUACGUUACGUAUAUAUACUGAAAUGUAUGUUUUUUCACCUAUUUUAUAUGUAAAUAUAUUAUAUUGUGUAUUUUUUUAUCGCAUCUUGAACGACUAAUCAACAUAAUAAUUUGUUAUUCUUGAAUAUAUAUUCUGUAUAUAAAAUUUUAAAA
Molecule: messenger RNA, 1377 nt
Organism: Saccoglossus kowalevskii
Lineage: Eukaryota; Metazoa; Hemichordata; Enteropneusta; Harrimaniidae
Product: lipopolysaccharide-induced tumor necrosis factor-alpha factor homolog
Molecular function (GO): zinc ion binding
Source: RefSeq, a predicted model, not a curated record